This is a messenger RNA of Perca fluviatilis (European perch), 598 nucleotides long. RefSeq names its product TATA box binding protein like 2 (gene tbpl2). The record is from RefSeq and is a predicted model, not a curated record. Gene Ontology annotation, biological process: DNA-templated transcription initiation. Lineage: Eukaryota; Metazoa; Chordata; Actinopteri; Perciformes; Percidae. Gene Ontology annotation, molecular function: RNA polymerase II general transcription initiation factor activity; DNA binding.
UUUUUUAAAGGGCGUGCGCCCGUGAGCACCCACGGAGGAAAACAUGAAUCGGCGCCUAUGCGACCAGGUGUGUUCCUCUGCAGGUGCGGAGUGAUGAUGAUGAUGAUGAUGAUGAUGAUGAUGAUGAUGGAGGAGGAUUGGAUGCAGCUGUGUGUGGAAGGUCCCGGAAGGUCCUGGAAGGUCUUCAUGAUCUUCUUGACACAUGGAUGAGUCUGCGUUGGAGCGUUACUUUGAUGACUCCAUUGCGAAUGAUGCCAGCUUCCUUCUGGGGGAGGAGCUGGGGCUGCAGAGCCCCGCCCCCUCCACAGAUGGCCCCGCUUUGGUGAAGGGGGGGCCGGGGGAGGAGCUAGACCUCAGCUUCCUGCCUGAUGACCUCAGCACGCAGGACCACACCGCCCAGAGUCAGACUGCAGCUCUGGACGACAGCGGCGUCUGUCUGGACUACAACUCCCAGCAUGCAGCAGCAGCGGCCGACCCUCAGGAGGGGACGUCCCAGAUGGGGGCGGGCCCCUCCCCCUACUGCCCCAUGACCCCCAUGACCCCCAUGACCCCUAUGACCCCCGUCACCGAGAGGUCAGGAAUCAUCCCGCAGCUGCAG